Messenger RNA from Sceloporus undulatus (fence lizard), 5304 nucleotides. RefSeq names its product transmembrane and immunoglobulin domain containing 1 (gene TMIGD1). Bases 1678 to 2448 code for a protein of 256 amino acids. Lineage: Eukaryota; Metazoa; Chordata; Lepidosauria; Squamata; Phrynosomatidae. The transcript has 7 exons. The record is from RefSeq and is a predicted model, not a curated record.
CAUGGAGGGACGAGUGUAGUCCAAUAUUCGAACCGCUGAGAGAGUGUGAUUUGCCCAAAGCCGACCAAUGGGUUUGCAUGGCUGAGCUGGGAUUCGAACCCCGGUCUCCGGAGUUGAGCCACUCUGCCACGGGACGGAAACCAGGACAACGUAUGGUCAAGCAACAUCGGAGCGUGAUCAAGAUGGCAGACGUUACGGGUGAAGAACAACACGAGAGCUAGGAGGGGUCGCAAAAGCGCACAUGAACGCUGAGCCUCCUGGGAAGGGCACGGUCCUGCCCUUUUCACGGCCAGGACAGGAUUCGAACCUUGGCCUUGCUGUUCUCAAAACCGCCAUACGCUAUUCCAGCACAAAAAGCCAGAAGAACUGUCAGCGGUUUGCCCUUGUUAUGGAUGCGCCACCGGCGUCUCCCCAACCUUUGGGCCGCGCACAGAAGGUCUCAUUAAAUCUCACUGGACUUUGCCUAGACGCGCAGGUGGCAAAGCCAAGCGGCCGUGUGCCAAAGCUCCUUCUCCGAGGCCUGUUUGCAAAGGCCUCCUUGCAGCUGGCCUCCGGGGAUCAAGGAAGCGAAGCUGGCGAGGGAGAAGGAGGCACCCACGAAGGACGAAGGCCACAAAUGAUUCCCUCAAGAUCAUCUCUUUCUCAUCACCGCCAUUCCUGUCUUCGUCAGAUCCAAGCGCCAGCUCUGCUCCACUUCUGCGUUAUUCUCACAGUUGGGUUUCUGAAGAGCAAGGCAAAAUUUAAAGACAUAGCCAUGUCAGUCUGUAAAACCAGCACAUAGAUCUUGCAGCACCUUUGAGACCAAAAGAAAGAAGUUGGCAGCAGGAGCUUUCCUAGGCUUACGUCUAUUGCUCCCUCAGAUACAUUGGCAGAGAACAUGUCAUACAUAUUCAAAGAUAUAGCCGCGCUAGUCUGUAGAAUCGGUACGUAGAGAUAUUGCGGCACCUUUCAGACUCACCGAAAGAAAGAAGUUGGCAACAGGGAGACUGAAGUCUAUGGAAGCUCAUGCCGCCAACUUCUUCAUUUCAAAGGUCUAGUGUUACGUCUUUAGAUGAAGUGCGUAGAGAGAUCUUGCAGCACCUUUGAGACGCAGGGGUCCUAAAGGCUGUUUGCCAUAGGAACUCCACAUCCUGCAACAACUCCAAAGAGACCCACCUGCUUUGUACUUAAGACCGCCAUGUGCCAAUGCUCUGCUUGGGAUCGCACAUUUCCCAUCUCCCCUCUUUUACACCUCUUUGCAAACCAGCCCAAACUAGGUCCAAGCCUAGGAGGCCUGGAAGGCGGAAGGUGAGCUUAUCUUGCUCUCGAUCGCCCAGCUUCACAGGUGUGUCAAGCUCUCGGUUACACGCCGGACCCGGCUGGUCAUGAUUAAUUGGUUUCCCUUUUUAGUGGCGUUUUAGACGGAUUCGCAAGAAGGGCGCUGUGUUUUCGGCCACGGCAGUCUCAAACUAGGUCCUACCAGCUUUUGGGCUUUGACGCAAAGGGCAGAAACUCCGUUGUAAGCAGUUAAUCUCUGGACGGCACAGAGGACACACGCAGAGGUUUUCCCGCGUCAAAAGGUUGCGCAAGCUGCCAUAACGCUUAAUCGAGUUGCACCGAAAGCUCGACGCAGUUUUUGCUGUUUGCUCAAACAGACAGAUCCUCUUUUACAAACGUCCUGACCAGAACGCAUCCAGGAUGGCAGGCAUUCUUUGCGGAACAGUGCUCUUCACAUCAAUGCUUUUGCCAGGCCUUGUCACAGGCCUAGAGCUGGCGAUCAAUGGCAUCCCUGUGGACCACAAGCUCCCGACGGCGCCUGGCCUGGCUCAGUCCCUCUGGUGCACCGUGCGAAACCACAGCCAAGAGGAGGAGCUGGUCUGGCUCCGGGGGGACGGGGCGGUCAGCCUGAAGGAUGGGAACAAAAUGAACGCCAGCAACCUCUGCGUCUCCCCGGUCACCGUGGAGGAGAACGGCGUGUCUUUCACCUGCAGGCUGGCCCGCGAUGGCUCCAUCCAGGUCUCGGUGGUCCUGGACGUCAUGUUCCCCCCGAUCCUAACAGGAGGAGACCCUCCUUCGGUGGAAGAGGAGAAAGAUGUGACCCUCGACUGCCACGCAAAGGCCAACCCACCUGCGCAGAUGACUUGGCUGAAGGACAACGGCACCCUGGCCCUGGAGAAAUCCCGCUACCAGGUCUUCCAGACCAGUGAACUCUUUCAGCUGAAGAUUCAGACCGCCCAGAAGUCGGACAGCGGGGUCUACACCUGCCUGGCUGAAUCUGCACUUGGGACGGAAAGGAGGAGCUUCCAACUGGCGGUCAGAGACAAAACUGUGCCUUUCCCAACGGAGGCGGUCAUCGCCGCAGCCGUCGUGGUUUUGCUGACUAUCCUCUUUGCCAUCACAGCUCGACGGGAAAGGAUUUUAAAGUGCUUCAAGAAGCCAAGCGACUCGCCCAGCAACACAGCCCUCUGAAGGCAUUCUUAUCUCAGAGCCACUGUCAUUGCCACGGAUCGCAGGGCUUUCCUUGCACGGACCCCAUACAUUUUAUUCUUCCAAGAUGAUCCACUGUCUACUAUGGGACUGCCGCUCCUCUUUUGUAUGGCUUACCUCUGUCGCUUGCCCUCUCAUUCCCUCCUCAUUUGGGAAACUGCGGCCGAUCAGAACUCAAAUGUACUAAUAAGAUAAAAGCAGAGCUCAGGGAUGUUACUUUUUGGGUUGGCAUCUCCCAGAAUACCCCAAUCGGAGUCUUCAUCCUGCCUAGUAACUUUCCCAACCUCGGAGUAAAAGAUUAACCGGGGUGUUGCCAUUCGACCCAAGUUGUAAACAUGCCGCUCAGUCUGUUUGGCUGCCAAUGCCUGUGGGAACGAGGACUCGGGAGGCAUUUCUUCUUCCCUCCUGGCAUCAGGCCACUGGCAUUUCCAUUUUUAAUCAGGCCUCGGAAAAUGCUUAAAGGAGCUUCUCUGAAUAAUUUUGAUUGACUCAUUAAGCGAUUGGCUCACACGCGCCCUUGGCUCUCGGUUUAUGCGCCUGAGUCACCCACAUUAAAUGCUUACCAACUAGUUCUCCGGUGCAGGUGGCAGGGGAGUUUCUAGGCCCUGCCCUGACCUUGUUUUUAAGGAGCUUUUUAGGACACUUUAGGGUGCAUCUACAACAUGGAAGCAAUGCAGUUUGGGACCACGGAGUGCUGUAGCCCCAUCCUGUGGAAUCCUGGGAUUUGUAGUUUCAUGAGAUCGUUAGCGUUAAGAGCGCUGGCGCCUCCCAAAACUACAGAACCCAAGAUUUGGACUGGAUGGCGCUUGUGGUCUCUUCCAACCCUAUGAUACAGUUAAAGUGGCGUCAAACUGCAUUAUUUCUGCUGCGAGAACCAGUGUGACACUGUGAUUUGAGUGCUGGACUAUGACUCUGGAGACCAGGGUUCAAAUCCCACUCAGCCAUGAAACCCACUGGAGAACCUUGGGCAAGUGGCACACUCUCAGCCUCAGAGGGAGACAAUGGCAAGCCUCCUCUGAACAAAUCUUGCCAAGGAAACCCCUCUUAGGGUUAGUUGGAAACGACUUGAAGGCACACAACACACACACAGAGUCAGAUGCACCGCAGCAGCAACCCUGUUUUCAGGUACUCCCUGAAAGGUUUCUUCUGCUGUGGGCCAAGCUACUGGUGUUAAAGACAGCAGUGGAGCCAGCAGGGGGGAAAAGAGCUGGCCACCUUUUCCAGCCACGCUCCUUUCCACAGCCACUUCCUCCUGGUUUACGCAGAGACCCACCUGCCACUAACCACACACACGUGUGUAAACCAGUUGUCAAAACAAGGAGAGCCUAGCCUGACUGCAUUCUGUGGUGACCUUUGGGUCAUGCCUCCUCCAAGGGCCAGGAAACCUCACGCAUUAGAGCUGACGCAGAGUCUCCCCGCUGGCAUUAGCAAAGGCCGGCUCGACACCAAAAGAGCAAUGCAACUGUUUCCCCAAGGAAUUUGGCUUGCGGAGCCUGUCCUGCCAGUAGGUUAACAGGUUGGCCGGCUCUCCUCCUCUCCUUCCGUCAUCUGCACAUGCCCACCUACGCACAUGGCAUCUUUUUUGGAUGCCACAUAGGCUUCCCUUCCACUCUUGCCUGGCAGCAGUGAGCCAAUCUAGCAGGGAAGAUUACAUCCUGAGCGUAAAGCAGGGCGCAAUAUCAAGAUCAAAAAGUCUUUCUGGACUCCACUUCCCGCAGAAAAGUUCCUUUUUCCAAGCUCUGGACCUAACUUUGCAGAUAUCUGCAGGGAAACACCAACCAAGGGUUUUGCACUUGUUGUGGGAGAUAAGCUAUGUGUAAAAACAUGUGACAGUUGUGAUAAGGGCUCCAUUUACACUGUAACAGCGGCUCCCAAACUUUGAUAUUGUGGACUUCAAGUCCCAGAAGAAGCCCCAGCCAGCUUGGCCAAUAUCUGGGGAGCUGAUUUGGAGACCCAAAGUUUGGACGCUCUUGCUAUAGAAACUGUGCAGUUUGACAUCACUUGAACCUCCAUGGUCCAUCCGGCAGAAUCCUGGGAUUUGUAGUUUGGUCCGGCACGCUUUGGCAGUGAAGGCUAAAGGCCCUGUAAAACUACACAUCCCAGGUGGGAUUCAAUAGGAUGGAGCUACAGCACUUAAAAAUAGCAGUGUCAAACUUGCAUUGUUUCGACAGCGUAGAUGCACUCCAUGACAUCUUCCGUCUUAGCGUUCAUUGCAGGAAUUGAUAAGAAAGCUGCCAACAUCUGUGGCCAACAUCUUCUGAAAUCUGUUUUGUACGUUUGUGGCUUUUUGGGCUCCUUUAAUAUAAAAAUUAAAGUGUUCGGAAAUGAUCUGGUCUGCGUAUUGUAACAGGUUUCUUUUAGUACCCUGCCCUUGUUGCUGUUGCUCUGUAACGCAAAGCGGUCUCAGUCGGUCCUCCAUCUUUCUUAAAGGUCCUACAUUUCAGGCUAAAUUUUAUCCUACAACUGUCCUACGUUUUGGUCUAAAUUUUGUCCUAUGUUUUGUCCCAGUUUUUAGCCGGGAAUGAUAGCAACCCUAUUUGAGAGUUGGAUUAUGUAUGGCUUCUAAGAAAAGAGAGUCGGAUGGUGAAUGCCGCCCAACAAAAAGGCUGACCCAGUUUGCAUCCCUUAUAAUUGCAAUCUCCAUCAGCCACUGAAUAUGGAAGGGAAGGAUCAGCAAUUCCAAUGGGAGGGAAUUGCACCUAUGUGAAACUUUAAAUGGAAAUGAAGGCCCUCUUCCUCCCUGAGGAGCGUUUUACGAGGCCGAAGGUGUGGUUCAAGGAAGAUCGAUUUAGUAUUUAAAUAAGGAGUAGUUAAAUAGGGAGGAACGUGCAAAACACU